Melanaphis sacchari is the source of this 1269-nucleotide messenger RNA. RefSeq names its product GILT-like protein 1. The transcript has 6 exons. Gene Ontology annotation, molecular function: oxidoreductase activity, acting on a sulfur group of donors, disulfide as acceptor. The coding region runs from base 439 to 1185 and encodes 248 amino acids. Lineage: Eukaryota; Metazoa; Arthropoda; Insecta; Hemiptera; Aphididae. The record is from RefSeq and is a predicted model, not a curated record.
CUGUGAUUUGUGUAAACAAUAAUAAUAAAGUAUUGUAUGUUUGCAUGUAUAACAGAAAACAGAUUUCCUACUUAUGUAUUUUAUUAGCUCACACUGUUUGGUAGUUAGUGUUCAUUUUAUUGCACAUCAUUAAUUGUUUGAAAAACGCUGGAGUGGAAAUUUGUUAUUUCGUUGAACGUUCAGUAUCAGAAUAGGUAUUGUUAUCGGUGAACAUUUGAAAUUACAAAUAGUUUCAAAUAUCGACUGUCUACUGUUUGAGCUAUGCGAAUCAUUGUUGAACGAAAUACCACGCUUAGUUUUACUCGAUGUCAACGUGCAACGUGACCACCAAUGCACUUUAGAUGAAAAUAUUUUCUCAAUUUAUAGUGCUAGAAGACAUAUUCUUAAAACCGACAAAAUGAGGAGUUAACAUUUACUUGAUUCCUUCUGGAUUUCACCAUGUAUUUUACCAAUUUAAGAAUACUGAAGGUACUCUCGUUAUACAAGUUUCGCUUGUGUAUUGCAUUUAUUGUUGUACUCAGUUUUUGGCAAAUAUUUAGAGCUAUAACAAACAGUAAUAAACAGAAACUAGUUCAUUCUCCACGUAUUCUGAACAACGACAACUCUUUAAUGGAAAACAGUGUUAAAGAUUUAACAUAUCUUCCAGUUGGUAUAUACUAUGAAGCAUUGUGCCCAGAUUCGAGAAAUUUUAUACUUCAGCAUUUAGUUCCAUCUUUUAAUAAAGCACCUAACAGUUUUGAUAUUGAGUUUGUUCCUUAUGGGAAAGCCAAGACACAUGAAAAUUCUGAUGGAUCAAUCACAUUUGCUUGUCAACAUGGACCAAUCGAAUGCCAUGCAAAUAAAAUUCAUUCGUGUGCCACUCAACAUAUAAAAGAUAAAAUUAUUUUAGUCAAGUAUGUAUCAUGUAUGAUCGAUAAUAAUUAUGAUCCAGAAAUGAUUGGAAUGUUAUGUGCCAAGAAAUACAAUGUGAAUUGGAAUAAAAUUUAUGCUUGUUCAGAAGGAAAAGAAGGUGAACUAUUAUUAAAGUUAAAUGGUGAAGCAACGGAUAAACUGUCGCCUCAAGUUUCAUUUAUCCCAACAAUUUUGAUUAACCAUGAACAACCUAGACAAGCUUCUGUCUUAAAAGAUUUUUGGGGUGUUGCUUGCAGUUAUUUCCCUCCAGAAUCAAAACCUGUUGCUUGUUAAAUAUUGAUAACCACCAAUUUUUUUUAUUGACAAUUGAAGGGCUACAUUCCAAAACGCACUAUUGCCAUUUUUAUCGAAAUCGGG